ACACACACAGGUGUAGCUGCACAAAGUUGGAGCUGAACUGCAGUAAAAAAAAGCAUGGAACAGUCAGCACAGAUCCAGCAGGAUGAUUUCUCACACUUCCAACUCAUUCAACAACCGGCCCCUCAGCCUGUUACCCUCUUCCAGCAACUGCCCUCAGCAAUGUCUCCACCUGCACCAACUUUAAGGCCAGGACACAUCAGGGAGGACCUUGUAGAGUUGAUGAUGAUGCAGAAUGCUCAGAUGCACCAGGUCAUCAUGAACAACAUGACCAUGUCUGCACUCAGUUCUUUUGGCUACAUGCAAGCACCUGAGCAUCCAGGUCCCCCUGUAACAGCUGAGAUUGAUCCAGAGGUGUAUCAUCACCACUACCCCUGUCCCCCCUGCGUAUCUUACCCUGUAUGGGUUCCUAUGUCUAUGGCACCGAUGCAGUCUCACGUCCCUCUUCAGACCAUUCCGAGCUUUCACGAUCCUAUGAACCCUCUAUACAACGUCCACACAGAACACAGAGACAGGAAAGCUGUUCCUCCUCCACCACCACCCAGCGCAACAGGUACUGUUGGACCAGACGUUCCUCCUGCUGCUGAGUAUUAUGAUGCAGAAAGAAGGCAGCACAGACAAGAUUAGACACAGACCUGAAACAGAAACAAUAAGCUAACUUGGAUGGACUUUCAUAUAAACACUGACAAACAGUACAUCAAAUCAAGAGCUAAUUGAGCAUUCUUGCUGUGUAAUGUGAGAACCUAUUGUAAUAAAGUGAUUAAAUAACAGUUAAAUUACUUCAUUUAAUCACUUUAGCCUGUUCUCUUUAGGAGUAGACAAUGAAAUAAAUCUCCUUAAUGGUUACAAUUUACUUUUCUAUCAUACCUAAUGAAUUACGUCUUCACAUUCAUCUGAGACUUUUUCCUCAUGAAAUAUUUCAUUCACUUGUGCUAAUGUUGUAAAAUUUGAAAGACAAUUCAUGAUUUUCCAAAUUUUUCUUAGAGAUCUCCAAAGUCUAGGAAAAGCACAAUAAGUCUGAUUCCAUCAUAUGAUUUAGAAGUCGCUAAUGGGCCAUGCAUCUCUUUGCUUUGUUGAUUUGAAAUUAUUAGUUUCUAACAGUGCAGCAGGUAGCAGCAUUCUUUUCAAAAGUAUCAGGAUAUCUUUUGAUUAUAAACAUACGGUAAAGGUGGAGCCCAAACGCAAAAAAGAGAUAAAAGAGAAAGAACUGGACAGGGCAAAUCUCCCACAAUUAGAUAAAUGGCCAUCAAAUAAGUAACCUGACUAGCUUUGUUGUUAUUUGGUCAUAUCCACCAUGCCAGAACUCGCAUUUAGUGCUGUGAUUUUUAAAGCUUUGAACUCAGGUAGCAGUGCCAGAAUAGUGCUGUCAUUAUUUCCAUGUGAAUAACUUGUUGCUUAGUAUGCCUUCCACCACUGGCAAAUACUAUUAAUGAUUAAUGAUAACUACAGUGAAAUAAACAGGAACAGGAUGUAGUUAGCAAAGUGAUGACUGCAAGUGGGCUCACUGCUAGUAGUUGAGGUGAAUAACCUUUUUGUGAUAACAUUUACCCACCUCUUCUGUAAGAUCAUCAUUGCAACUGGUAAAGUACUGCAAACAGAUUCCACUAGAGUCAAACUGAACAAAUACACAUACACUUUUGGUUUGUUAAUAUUUAUCCAGACCAGUACUGAUACUGAUACUCGCUAUCAAAUUGCAGAUACCCAAUUUUUUUAAAAUGCUCUUUAAAAAGAAAUUCACAAGUGAUUAUUUUCCUAUAACAGAAUGACCUGAAAUGUUUAUUCUUCUUACAUCACAAUAGUUUUUCAGGGAUUACAUUUUGCAUUAGUCGAAGAAGGACAUGUUUUACUGAUAAAAGUUUACAGGCACAUUUAAUGUUUUGGAACAUCUGUGAAACCUACAGUGUAACAGCAAUAAACAGUUGUUUCUUCACCAGCUUCUCUUUUUCCUUUCUCUUGACUUUAGGAAGAAAAAAAAUGCUUCACAUGUUACAGAGAAAUUAGAAAAGUGGAAAAAUGAAAAGUGACCAAGUCACUUUUCAUUGCUAUACAAUUGAUAACACACUAGAACAGCAGGCUAAUAUAAACCUGUGACCUGCCUUGCAGUCAGGACUAUUGCCAGAGCAGGCUGACUCGGAACUUCACCAGACUGCUCUGGCAGUAGUCCUGGCUGCAAAGCACUGACGUUCUAAACUUUAUUGCAAAACUAACAAAGAAUUUAAAGCAGUAAUAAUAGCAAAACAAAACUUAAUAUUAUUAAAGAA
Molecule: messenger RNA, 2258 nt
Organism: Pangasianodon hypophthalmus (striped catfish)
Lineage: Eukaryota; Metazoa; Chordata; Actinopteri; Siluriformes; Pangasiidae
Product: proline-rich protein 29
Exons: 6
Coding region: 55-624 (189 amino acids)
Source: RefSeq, a predicted model, not a curated record